UAGAAUCAGUCGCUCAUAAGCUUGGCACUAUGCCUGGCUUGCUUUCAGUUCUUCCGUAUCGCAGUCUGGUUCCAUGUUUAACUAAAUUAGUGAUAAUAACUAUGGCGGGGAACUUUACAUUAUCGAACGACUCCCUUCAUCAGGCCUGACUACGUAUAAUAUCUCACCCGGCGACUCACCACCGGCUCACUGAGCGAACCUACUGAACGCUUCGGGACCAGAACUGUUCCACACCCCGCUUGAGCUAAUCCGAUCGACGAUACGCAAAAUCCCUACGAUGAAAGCAGCACUAGUGGUUGUCGACAUGCAAGAGGACUUCUGUCCUCCCAACGGCUCUCUCGCCGUCGACGGCGCGCGCCUCCUCGCACCAACCAUCAACGCCCUCCUCGCACACCCAGGCUUCACCUUCCGCGUCGCCUCGCAAGACUACCAUCCAGCGAACCACAUCUCCUUCGCCUCGAACCACGCGGCGCCCAACAACCGGCCCUUCGACUGUACCAUCACGCUCACGAACCCAGCGCCGGGCAAGCAAUCGCAGACGAAACCGCAACGGCUCUGGCCCGUGCACUGCGUCGAGGGCACCCCCGGCGCGGCCUUGAUCCCGGAGCUCGACGCGUCCGCGUUCGAUCUCCAUAUCAGGAAGGGCAUGGACGCCCGCGUGGAGAUGUACUCGGUGUUCGCGGACGCGUUCGGCAAUACCGAUCUGGAGCUGAACCGGAGCUCGGUGGAUCAUGACCUCGGCGUCGAGCUGCGGCGGCGCGGCGUCACGGCGGUGUUCUCGGUCGGCGUUGCGGGGGAUUACUGUGUGAAGUCCACGGCGAUCGAUGCCGCCAGGGCCGGGUUCCGGAGUUAUUUUGUUGAGGAUGCGACGCGGUGCGUCGAUCCGACGGUGGGGUGGGAGGAGGCGAAGGAGGAGUUGCGUGAGGCGGGCGUCGUGAUUGUUCGGUCGGAUGGGCCUGAGAUUGCGGAUUUGCAGGGUUGAAUGAUUCUUGAUAUUAAGGGGAGGGGGGGGUGUGGAUGUUGUGGAAGGUUGGCUGGAUUUUAGCUGGCCCUGGGAUGCUCGGGAUGUCUUGCCAAGUAAACUGUUUGUGGAGAAGCAAACUAGUCAUGUCAGUAUCUGGUACAUAGCCAGUCACGUAGCUACAGAACUUACUAUAUUCCA
Molecule: messenger RNA, 1162 nt
Organism: Aspergillus homomorphus CBS 101889
Lineage: Eukaryota; Fungi; Ascomycota; Eurotiomycetes; Eurotiales; Aspergillaceae
Product: nicotinamidase
Exons: 3
Coding region: 278-982 (234 amino acids)
Source: RefSeq, a predicted model, not a curated record